Capsicum annuum is the source of this 1370-nucleotide messenger RNA. Its product is annotated as probable pyridoxal 5'-phosphate synthase subunit PDX2. Bases 232 to 1041 code for a protein of 269 amino acids. Gene Ontology annotation, cellular component: cytosol; glutaminase complex. Lineage: Eukaryota; Viridiplantae; Streptophyta; Magnoliopsida; Solanales; Solanaceae. The transcript is spliced from 7 exons. Gene Ontology annotation, biological process: pyridoxal 5'-phosphate biosynthetic process; pyridoxine metabolic process. Gene Ontology annotation, molecular function: glutaminase activity. The record is from RefSeq and is a predicted model, not a curated record.
UGUUUUUUGCAACUGGUUAAAAUUGGCUUUGGGUGUUCUUUCUUUGCAAGGAGAAGAUACCCUUUUUGUCCUUUCUUUAUUUGUGUGUUCUUGUGUAGAUGUUCUGUAUUUGUUUGGUGUUUCUUAGGUGCUUUGAUUUUGAUAUAUAGCUUUGAAAAGGAGUGAAUAGUGAAAAAAUACACUUAAGAGUCAUUUGAUACGAGGUAUAAGGUAUAAUAAUCUCGGGAUAAAAUGCAAGAUUGGUUUUUAAUAAUACCUCUUUUGUUGUUUUUGCAUUGUUUCUUGUUUUCUGCAACUGGAAAAAAAAUGGUUGUGGGUGUUCUUGCUUUACAAGGAUCUUUAAACGAACACAUAGCAGCUUUGAAAAGAUUGGGAGUGAAAGGCGUGGAGGUGAGAAAACCAGAACAGUUGUUGAACGUUAGCUCCCUAAUCAUCCCUGGUGGGGAGAGCACCACCAUGGCCAAGUUGGCUGAGCUUCACAAUUUGUUCCCCGCUUUGCGUGAGUUUGUUCAAAUGGGGAAGCCGGUAUGGGGAACAUGUGCAGGGCUCAUUUUUUUGGCAAAUAAGGCGACUGGGCAGAAAACUGGAGGACAAGAACUAGUUGGGGGCCUUGAUUGUACUGUCCAUCGAAACUUUUUCGGGAGCCAGAUUCAAAGCUUUGAGACAGAACUUCCUAUUCCUCAAGUUGUAGCUAAAGAAGGUGGUCCUCCAUGUUUUCGUGCUGUUUUCAUCCGUGCUCCGGCAAUCCUUGAUGUAGGACCAGACGUUGAAGUGCUGGCAGACAUUCCCGUCUCAGCCAUUGCUAUUCAGAAGGAAGAGGAUUCUACCGAGUCUGGAAAGAAAGUAAUUGUUGCUGUAAAGCAAGGGAACUUACUAGCUACUGCUUUUCAUCCCGAACUAACUGCAGAUACUCGAUGGCACAGUUAUUUCUUGAAGAUGGUGCCUGAAAUCGAGGUCGGAGCUUCUGCUAUCGUCUCCACAUCCACCACAACUCAAAGCUUCGGAGGGCGACCGAUUAUUGAUUUUCCCAUAUACCAAUAGCAGAAAAAUAUGCUCAGAAAGUAAUGCAGAUCAUAUUAAAAGGUCAAAUGCUCAUUGCCAUUGUUGUUGUUUUGCCUAUUUCUUGGCCUAUUGUUGCUUUUUUUUUUUUGGUUUCCCAUCUGAUGUCCUGGACCCGCAUUGGAGUCCGACUAAUCCGGAUUCGCACCGGGUAGGGCCCCAUUCGGGAGGUAGCGCUCCCUACCAAGGAUUUUUCGAUACCCAGAGCUCGAACCCCUAUUGUUGCUUUGUUACUAAUCCUAUAUUCUAAAUGAUGACAAGAAAUAUUGAUGCUAUUCAUUGUUGUACAUAAUAGUAAAGGAUUUUCUUUC